AUGGGGAGACUAAAGGAAGAUUUUCUUCCUGAUUUAGGAUUAGAAAUAGGUGGUGAUAUGAACCUAGCCGCUGGCAUUCAAGUGGCACAAUUGGCUCUUAAGCAUCGGCAAAAUAAGAAGCAGCAGCAAAGGAUUAUUGUCUUUGCUGGAAGGUACAAAAAAUUGUCCUUUUCUGAAAUAUUUAAUUCAUUUUUUCUUUGGGAGCCUUAUGCAAUUGGAAGGACCGAUCCGGAAGUGAUUCCUCCUGACAUCCGUCAGCAUUCUGCUAUUUGGAGUGCCACAGUUCCACUUAUAUCUUUUGAAUGUGUUGAGUGGCAUGCAUCUGAUAGACUGCGGAGGCAGUUUGGCUUGACUCAGGGUAUUCCUGAUCAGGAGCGAGACCUAGGUGAAGCACACGGCGAAGUUUUGACAGGUCCGAAGAAUCAGGAUUGGUCUAGAACCCACUCAUCCUGGGUUAUGCAGUGGACGAACCGGUAUAGUCUAGUUCUUGUCGAUGACACGGUGGCCUCACAGAAUCAGGCAGAUAUCUACUUGCAUUGGUACCGAGGUGCAUUUGGUGACCACUUGCAGUUGUCACAGAUGGAACCGCAAGAUAAUCAGCCUGGUGAUCCUAUUCAUAACCAGGAGAACCAAGACCCACAAUCACCGCAACCACCAUCGCCACGGCCACCAGCACCGCCCCCCUCACAAACACAGGCGCAACUAGAGCCUGAGCAGUCCACUCCAUACAUUCCUGAGACGCAUUCUGCGGAUUACCUGACUCCACCAGUAUAUCAGCAGUACUGGAGUGUUCCGCACCAAGAAUCUAUUGAACAAGGUUCUUUUAGCCAGCUACUUGGGUUCAUGGCUCCUGGUCCAGGUUACUCAUAUCCCGCUUAUAGAGACAUUCCCACCGGUCAGAUGGCCCAACCUAGUGGGAUAGCUCCAGGUAGAUUGUCAUUGGAUACGAGACCACGACAGCACACUUCCUCUGGUACAUCUGGAGGGAGAUUUUCUGUUGACUCUGGUAUGAGUGAUGAUGCCACGAGGGGUAUCAUACAGAGUGGAGUUGACCGUCCUGUUCCAAUGAGUCUCAUUCUAGAGAGCUACCAGCCAGCUGAUGAGGACAAUGAUGACUUUCUGGUUGACCAUCCAGAUGGGGAUGAGGUUGAAGACGAGGACGAUGAUGCGGAUGCCGAUGAGGACGACAACGAGGAUGAUGCGGAUGCCGAGGAUGAUGAGGAUGGGGGUGAUGGUCCGGUUCAUGAUUCAGCGCCUACUGCAGGUACAACCACUAGCGAAAAGGGAAAAGGAUACAACCUUAGAGCUGACCCCCCUCGGCGGAGCGCUAGUCGGUAUACCCCAUCCGCUUUUAAGAAGGUUGCAAAGAAAUGCAAGAAAUUAGUCAAAGAUGUAAAAUGGGGGAUGAGAAAAUGAUGUUGAAUUUAUAUAGCAUGUGUUGGACUUAUUUAUAUAGCAUGUGUUGGACUUAUUAAUGUACCAUGUUUUAUAGUUAAUUAUGUA
This is a messenger RNA of Arachis ipaensis, 1503 nucleotides long. The record is from RefSeq and is a predicted model, not a curated record. Lineage: Eukaryota; Viridiplantae; Streptophyta; Magnoliopsida; Fabales; Fabaceae.